Messenger RNA from Exophiala dermatitidis NIH/UT8656, 2797 nucleotides. Its product is annotated as MFS transporter, DHA1 family, multidrug resistance protein. Lineage: Eukaryota; Fungi; Ascomycota; Eurotiomycetes; Chaetothyriales; Herpotrichiellaceae. The coding region runs from base 806 to 2578 and encodes 590 amino acids. Gene Ontology annotation, biological process: transmembrane transport. The transcript has 5 exons. The record is from RefSeq and is a predicted model, not a curated record. Gene Ontology annotation, molecular function: transmembrane transporter activity.
CUUCUGCGCCGUCAUAAACCUGGAAUUCAGCCACCGACAUCAUCUCCAAUGCUUCGGCGAGGCUUGAGACGACGCCCAGAACGAAGAUCGUUACAGUCCAGUCUCUAGGUAUGCUACUGGACUUCUACGACAUGCUCCUCUCCCAUUGCUUCUCAACCCUUGACACGGCCAGGGACCAACCGACACCGUCCCCGCGCUCCAAACCCACCUCCACACUGGCAUCCCGCCCCCAGACUGUGCGCCCACGACGCUGAUCCAGCAACUUGAAUUGUGUCAGCGGUGUCCGCCACUGGUGGCCCUGCAGCAAGUCCUGUCAGAUGAAGUCAUACCCGUCCCUUGGAUCGAGGAUCAAUACUACAGCACUACUGCCAGUGCAGUAGGAUGGGCAUGUGCCAUGCCAUUUCCCCAGAGAGCCCCAUUCCCCAGUCUCUAUGGUCAUUGCCCAUCCCUCAAGGUAGCGCAAUACAAUGUCGAUCCGCAGCGGCUGGGCUGGGCUGACAUGACACGAGACGCGGGAGAGACAAGAGCCUCUGGAGGGCUCCUAGGCUCCUCAGGCCUCGCAGCAUCACUCCCUUGCCUGAUGCGAACAGAGAAAGGUAAAGUCAAAUCCUUCUGCUGUUAGGUACCUCCAUCUCUGUUGUCCUUCUUAGCGAACGUCUUCUGUUCUUCCAACCUCGAGUCCCGCGUUGUGUUACUUUACUUUGCGAUGCUCGACAUUGUCAUUGCCCUUGACGACAUUGACAAUCGUGCACUGCGUUGACAACCCCAUUCACAUCCCUCUCUCGUCUUGUACCUCGUCUCGAAAAUGUCGGUCUCAGACCAAUCCACCAUCGCCAACGGCGCAGGCGCAGACACAGGCGCCCACCUCUCGCACGAGAAGAGCGUCAACUCUCCCCCCGCCGACAAAGAAAAACACCUCGGCGUGACCGGGCCCGAACUCGAAGCCUACAAAAUCGACCCGGACCGCACAAACCGGACGGACGGCAAAAUCGAACUGACCGAAGACGACGCAUACGACAAACUAGGCUACACGUUUCCCGAGUGCAAGAAAUGGAUGAUCCUAGUAGUCAUUCUGUUGAUCCAAACAUCAAUGAACCUCAACGCCAGCAUCUACGCCAACGGCGUCGACGGACUCUCUGAGAAAUACACCAUCAGCAAACAAAAAGCACGAGUAGGACAAAUGGUGUUUCUAGUCUGCUACGCUUUCGGAUGCGAACUGUGGGCACCAUGGUCUGAAGAAAUCGGACGAUGGCCAACACAACAGCUCUCGUUGUUUUUGGUGAAUAUCUGGCAACUGCCCGCGGCGCUGGCUCCAAAUUUCGCCACCAUUGUCGUCGCUAGGGGUCUAGCUGGUCUAUCGACUGCCGGUGGGUCCGUGACUUUGGGCGUCAUUGCUGAUUUAUACCAGCCUGAAGACUCGGGGUUUCAAUAUGCCGUUGCCUUUGUUGUGCUAAGUUCCGUCGGCGGUGCCCCCGUGGGUGCUGUCAUUGGCGGGUUCGUAGGGCAAUAUUUGUCGCUGAGGUGGAUCUUUUGGAUGCAAUUGUGUAUUGGGGGUGCUGUUCAAUUGAUUCAUUUUGUCCUUGUCCCCGAGACCCGUGCGACGAUUUUGUUGGAUCGGGAGGCGAAACGCCGUCGCAAGAACGGGGAUACUAAUGUUUAUGGACCGGAUGAAUUGAAAAAGCCUCGGUUUCCGAUGGACGAGUUUGUGCGCAUUUGGGCACGGCCGUUCCUUAUGUUUGCGACCGAACCGAUUGUGUUGGCUUUGUCGUUGCUUAGUGGGUUUAGUGAUGCGCUGUUGUUUACUUUUCUCGAGGCUUUUACGCCAGUGUUCAAACAGUGGAAUUUCCAGCCGUAUCAGGUUGGUUUGGCUUUUUUGUCAUCUCUCAUCGGAUACGUCCUCGCAUACUUCACCUAUCUACCAGUGAUCCACCAUCACAACAAGAUCCGCGCCAAUGAUCCGGACAAACUGUCGCCGGAGUCGCGAUUGUGGUGGUUACUGUUUUUGGCCCCUCUCGAAACAAUCGGCCUUUUCGGAUUCGCAUGGACCAGUCUCGGCCCCGACUACGGCAUCCCCUGGAUCGCUCCGUUGAUAUUCACUGUUUUGAUUGCCAUGGCCAAUUAUGGAAUUUACAAGAGUUCCAUCGACUACAUGAUCGCGGCAUACGGACCAUACGCCGCCUCGGCGACGGGCGGGAAUGAUUUGGCCCGGGAUUUUUUGGCGGGCAUUGCUGCGUUGUAUAGUACGCCGUUCUACGAAAACAUCGGCCAAAAGUACAAACUCGAAUACCCGUCCACGAUCCUCGCGUGUUUGUCAGUGGUCGUCAUUGUGCCGAUAUAUAUCUUUUACUGGAAGGGCGAGUGGUUCCGGGACCGAAGUAAGUUUGCGCAGGAAUUGAGUGCGGGGAGGAAAGAGCAUGUGCAGAGAAGGAGGAGUACAAUGGUAGCUGGGAAGGGGAGGGCUGAGAUGGGAGAAGUUCAGAAUGAGAAACAAGAUGAAAAAGGGGGGAGAGAUGGUGGUCCACUGGGAAGGGGAGGGACGUCGGGAGAUGCUGGUGUUAGACAUGUUGAGAGGGUUUGAGGAUGGAAGCGACCAGAUCAGAGGACGAGGUGAGGACUAAGAAAAGAGGACAGGACAGGAAAAAGGAAGAGGGAAGUUGUAGGUAAGGUACUGUAAGGUAUGUGGAUUGGAUUGGAUUGCAUUGGGUUGGAUUGACUCGCUUCUUUUGUUCCUAGGACAACCUGAAUCCAGGAGAUAUAGUAUGAUUGAAUUAUAUCAGCGACUUCGCCCUCGACCACC